AUGGGACGUGGUGCAGCUGUGCGUAAUCGUAAACCAAGCUCAACGGACACCGCUGAGCCGUUGGCGGCAAGAAUGCGCGUCCCGAAUAAGAGACCUCGUACGGACCGCGUUAUGGACGAAUUGCUGUUGAACUCGAAUUUGAAGCGGGCAGAUGACGUCACGAAUGGAAUCAUUCGUCCUGUUCAGCCAAUAUUACGCGAAAAACCAACAACUCCGUUCAUCGUGCUACCAGAAGAGGCCAGAUUCGCACCACUUAUUAAGAAAAGUAGAUUUGCAUUAGAUAUAGGAGGGACGUUGGUAAAACUAGUGUACUCGACAGUAUGUGAAGUUGUAGAGAACUCCAAUGGACCAGAAGUUCUCCUCAAUUUCAAGAAGUUCACAUCAAUCGAAGCUUGCCUAGAGUUCAUCAAAAAUGUUGGUGUGAAAGUUGUUGUGGUCAAGUUCCUGCUUGAUGUUCAGUACCCCGUCAUUAUGACAUGA
Cooperia oncophora is the source of this 480-nucleotide messenger RNA. The record is from the annotation of a GenBank genome assembly. Lineage: Eukaryota; Metazoa; Nematoda; Chromadorea; Rhabditida; Trichostrongylidae.